AUGAAAAAUCAUUUUACUUCAAUUGACCAGGUAAAUAAUUUAAGGGAAAUUCAAGCAUUGAGAAGGCUUUCCCCACAUCCUCACAUAGUAAAACUUAUUGAAGUUAUUUAGUAAUUUUUAUACAGUGAUGAGCCUACUGGAAGACUUGCCCUUGUAUUUGAAUUGAUGGAUUUAAAUUUAUAUGAGUGGUACAGAAGUCGGAAAAAUCGAAUUCCUGAAAGCAAAAUCAAGCUUUUCAUGUAUCAGAUGAUGGUCGGCCUAGAACAUAUGCAUAAAGCUGGAAUAUUUCAUCGAGAUAUUAAGCCAGAAAAUGUGCUAUUAUUUGAAGAAGCAUUAAAAUUAGCUGAUUUUGGGUCGUGCAGAGGGAUAAAUACUAAACAGCCGUAUACCGAGUAUAUUUCAACAAGAUGAUAUAGACCUCCUGAAUGCUUAAUGACUGAUGGGUACUAUAACUUCGCCAUGGAUAACUGAGGAGCAGGCUGCAUUUUUUUUGAAAUUAUAGCAUUAUCUCCUCUUUUUCCUGGGAAAAAUGAAUUGGACCAAGUUCAUAAAAUUCAUAAAAUUUUAGGAACUCCCCCGAAAGAAAUUUUAGACGAAUUCAAGACUAAAGCAUCCCAUAUGGAAUUUAAUUUCGAAACUUGCACAGGUUCAGGUAUAGAAAAUUUAAUCCCUUCUGCUGAUCCUCAAGCUAUUGAUUUGAUUCAAAAACUGCUGUCUUAUGACUGGGAGAAAAGAAUUUCUGCUCAUGAUGCUUUAAAACAUCCUUAUUUUCACGAUGUUAAAUAUGAGAGCCAUGUAAAGCUCUUCCAAAUGCCACUAAAAACUAAGUCGCCUGAAGGAGAUAAUGCUGCAGGAGAAAGAUCUAAAGAAAGUAAUAUUUAUUUACCGCCUAUUGAAAGUAAAAAACAACAAACACUCCCGAAAUUUGGGCAAGGAUUUACACUUUCGAAAAAGAAUAUCACUUUGGACCAUAAACCUCAAAAUGUAGGGAAACCUUAUUUCUCUCAAUGGAAAUCUCCAUAUGCUGCUAAGCAUUUUUAUAAGUCUCAUUUUUAA
This is a messenger RNA of Blepharisma stoltei, 1056 nucleotides long. The record is from the annotation of a GenBank genome assembly. Lineage: Eukaryota; Ciliophora; Heterotrichea; Heterotrichida; Blepharismidae.